UGCUUUAUUUGCAUUAUGCAAAUCGGACUUGCCACAUCAAAGACAUUGUGUUUUGAUGUUUUACUUCACACCAUCAACUCUAUUGUGUCUUUCCAGAUCCUCCCCCUCUACAAAGAGCUGCAUGCCUAUGUGAGGUCUAAGCUGCAGGCCAAACACCCUGAACACAUCCACCCAGAGGGGGGCCUGCCUGCACAUCUACUGGGUGACAUGUGGGGAAGGUUUUGGACAGGUCUUUACCCCAUCUCAACCCCUUUUCCAGAGAAAACCGAUAUUGAUGUGACGAACGCUAUGAUCGCACAGAAAUGGCCUAAGGACAGACUGUUCCAAGAAGCAGAGAAGUUCUUCAUGUCGGUGGGUCUAUACAAGAUGUUUGAUAACUUCUGGAAGGACUCUAUGCUGGAGAAACCUACUGAUGGCAGGAAGGUAGUGUGCCACCCUACAGCCUGGGACAUGGGGAACAGAGAGGACUUCAGGAUCAAGAUGUGUACGGAGGUGAACAUGGACCACUUCCUGACAGCGCAUCAUGAGAUGGGACACAACCAGUACCAGAUGGCCUACAGGAACCUGUCCUACCUGCUGAGAGACGGGGCUAACGAGGGCUUCCACGAGGCCGUGGGGGAGAUCAUGUCCCUGUCCGCUGCCACCCCUAAACACCUGAAGGCCCUGGGACUCCUGCCAGACGACUUCGUAGAGGAUAAAGAGACUGAGAUCAACUUCCUGAUGAAGCAGGCCCUGACCAUCGUGGCCACCCUGCCUUUCACCUACAUGCUGGAGGAGUGGAGGUGGCAGGUCUUCCUGGGGACCAUCCCCAAGGACCAGUGGAUGCAGCGCUGGUGGGAGAUGAAGAGGGAUAUGGUCGGUGUAGUGGAGCCCUUACCCAGAGAUGAGACAUACUGUGACCCGCCUGCUCUGUUCCACGUGUCCGGAGACUACUCCUUCAUCAGAUACUUCACCAGGACUAUCUACCAGUUCCAGUUCCAGAAGGCUCUCUGUGAGGCAGCUGGCCACUCUGGACCUUUAUUCAAGUGUGACAUCACCAACUCUACAGCAGCCGGGGACAAGCUCAGGACGAUGCUGGAGUUCGGGAGGUCAAAGUCGUGGACCAGAGCCCUGGAGACGAUUUCAGGAAAUGCCCAGAUGGACUCCGCCCCUCUCCUGGACUACUUCAAGGACCUCCAUGUUUGGCUCAUAGCAGAAAACAGUAAGAACAACAGGAAGCCAGGAUGGAGAGCAGCUGAGGACCCAUUCUCAGAGAAUGCCUACAAAGUGAGGUUGAGUCUGAAAGCAGCAAUGGGUGACAAGGCAUACGUGUGGAACGCCAACGAGAUGUACCUGUUCAAAGCCAACAUGGCCUACGCCAUGAGACAGUAUUACCUUGAGGUCAACAAGACUGCAGCUCUUUUCACGACAGAGAACAUCCACACCUACAAUGAGACAGCCAGAAUCUCUUUCUAUUUUGUGGUGACUGACCCUGCCAACUCUGCCGUGGUCAUUCCCAAAGCUGAGGUAGAGGCUGCUAUCAGGAUGUCCAGAGGUCGAAUCAAUGACGCAUUCAAACUGGACGAUAAAACUCUGGAGUUCGAGGGUCUCCUAGCAACGCUGGCCCCGCCCGUGGAGCAGCCGGUCACCGUCUGGCUGGUGGUGUUUGGGGUGGUCAUGGGACUGGUGGUCUGCAUGGGCUGUUACCUCAUCAUCUCUGGUUUCAGAGACAGGAAGAAGAAAUGUGCAGCGAAAGCUGAGGAGAACGCAGAGAACCCCUACGGUGUGACCAACAAAACAUUUGAGAGGGAAGAGGAUGAACAGACAGGGUUCUGAGUCGCUGAUUGGCAGUGUGAAAGUUUGACAGACAACUUGACAGAUCUGAAAACCCCCUACAACAACAACAACAACAACAACAACAACAACAACAGCAACAACAACAACAACAACAACAACAACAACAACAACAGCAGCAACAACAACAACAACAACAACAACAACAAC
Messenger RNA from Oncorhynchus gorbuscha (pink salmon), 1983 nucleotides. RefSeq names its product angiotensin-converting enzyme 2-like. The coding region runs from base 16 to 1815 and encodes 599 amino acids. Gene Ontology annotation, cellular component: plasma membrane. The transcript is spliced from 13 exons. Gene Ontology annotation, molecular function: peptidyl-dipeptidase activity; metallopeptidase activity. Gene Ontology annotation, biological process: proteolysis. The record is from RefSeq and is a predicted model, not a curated record. NCBI's taxonomy places the organism in Eukaryota, Metazoa, Chordata, Actinopteri, Salmoniformes, Salmonidae.